Amphiprion ocellaris (clown anemonefish) is the source of this 758-nucleotide messenger RNA. RefSeq names its product DNL-type zinc finger (gene dnlz). The transcript has 3 exons. Gene Ontology annotation, molecular function: zinc ion binding; protein-folding chaperone binding. The record is from RefSeq and is a predicted model, not a curated record. Gene Ontology annotation, biological process: protein folding; protein stabilization; protein import into mitochondrial matrix. Lineage: Eukaryota; Metazoa; Chordata; Actinopteri; Pomacentridae. Gene Ontology annotation, cellular component: mitochondrion. Bases 80 to 682 code for a protein of 200 amino acids.
ACAACUCACGCAUUGAUGAAAUCGUUUGUAACUUCCACAGCCUAGAGCCGCGUGUGUUCCCUAAAUAACUCCAACUAUCAUGUCGGUUUUACAGAAGUCUUUCACUCUGACACAUUCAUGGAGGAGACACACGUUUAGUCGGUUGUUUCAGUGUUAUUACAGUUCAGUUCCGUCCGGACUCAGUUCCGUGUUUCACUGUCCGAACACCAGAACCAGAACCAGGACUGUGCUGAUCUCCUCUCAGGACCAGGGCAGUUUUCAGCGUCUGUUACCUGCUGGCAGGUAUGAAGCGGGUUUUUACGGUUGCAGAGGAUUUUCAACUUCACCGAGUAUCAGGAGUGAAGCUGUUGGGCAGAUCCAGUCAAAACAUUAUCAGCUGAUUUACACAUGCAAGGUUUGCUCCACCAGGUCCAUGCAGAAGAUCUCCAAACUGGCUUACCACAAAGGCGUUGUCAUAGUGACGUGUCCGGGGUGCAAGAACCACCACAUCAUCGCUGAUAACCUCGGCUGGUUCUCUGACCUGGAAGGGAAGAGAAACAUUGAAGAAAUCCUCGCUGCCAAAGGAGAGACCGUGAAGAGGUUUGAAGGAGAAGCUGCUUUGGAGAUUGUGGUGGAUGAAUCCAGCAAGACACAGCAGAGUGACGACAAAGAAAAGUCAGACAGUGACCUAGAAAAGCAAUAAUGCCGUGUUUAUUCUGUACAUGUACCUUGUAAGAUGUUUAUUUUUAAUUUAAUAAUAAAUACAUACUUUUUAAUUA